Molecule: messenger RNA, 3425 nt
Organism: Misgurnus anguillicaudatus (oriental weatherfish)
Lineage: Eukaryota; Metazoa; Chordata; Actinopteri; Cypriniformes; Cobitidae
Gene: trim24
Product: tripartite motif containing 24
Cellular component (GO): chromatin
Molecular function (GO): zinc ion binding; protein binding
Source: RefSeq, a predicted model, not a curated record
CAUAACAGAGAGUCUGUGACGUCAUGCCGGGGCCUUUGACCAUCGUCAACAAAUGCAUGAAGUGCAACCAGCCGCUGAAUCUUAAAAUAAAACACCAUCAGCGACUUAAAUGAACAAACUCUGUUGUUGCUUUUUGGUCAGAGUUAAAAGUCAAUAAAGCGUUUGCUAUACCGCGGUUAAAAACCAAACGUCUGUUUAUUUCGCGUACAUAUGUUCAUCUGAAUCUGUCAUCAGCUCACUGCGCACUGCAUCGGUCUGAGGUAAACAUUGGCGAUUAAUGUAAGAUGUUUUUAUACUCUAUAGUCUCUGGGUUACUUUGGGCUUCCUGAAGUGAACGAUGGGUGAAAACGCAGAGAAGAAGAUCGAGGCAGUGGACGAUCUGGUGAUCAUCGUGGAGAAUGAAGCGGAGAGCAAACCGGUGCAGGAGGCUGAUGCUGCCGAUCAGAGUAAUGUGAAAAUGAUGAUGAUGGGACUAAUGGACGUGUGUCCGGUGUGUAAGCUCAGCUUCACGAGCCGAGAGCCCAAACUGCUGCCCUGCCUGCACUCCUUCUGUAAGAGAUGUUUACCUGCUCACAACAGGACGGUCAGCACAGGCAGCCCUGCUAAACAAUUGAGCAUGAUCCGCUGUCCAGUUUGUCAGCAGGAGUGUAUGGAUGUUGAGGUCUUGGAUAACUUCUUUGUCAAGGAUUCAAUGGAGGUGCCGAGCAGCACGAUGGAGAAAAGCAGUCAGCUGUGCAUGAGUUGUGAUGAUAACACGGAGGCGAGCGGCUUCUGUGUCGAAUGUGUGGAGUUUUUGUGCGUCACCUGCAUCGAUGCCCAUCAGCGUGUCAAGUUCACCAGAGACCACACGGUCCGACAAAUUACAGAAAUGUCCUCAGAGGCGAUGGGUGCUUCCACACAGAAGCCAGUAUUCUGUGAUGUUCACAAGCAAGAGCCUUUAAAGCUGUUCUGUGAAACUUGUGAUCGUCUUACGUGCAGAGACUGUCAGCUUCAAAAACACAAAGACCACAACUACCAGUUUCUAGAGGAUGCGUAUAAAAACCACAAGGAACACUUGGAAAGUAUGACCUACCAGCUUCAAGAAAAGAAGAAAGCUAUAGAGGAUGUAACCGCAACUAUUAAUAACGGUCUCGUGCAAAUGGAUGAAAAUCGCAAUGCUGUAGCUACUGAGAUCAGAAAGUCCAUUAGCAAUCUCAUAAUGGAGAUCAACAAGAAGGGGAAAAUAUUAAUCAAUCAACUUGAGGCGAUCACAAAAGACCACGAAACGCUUUUAAAAAAGCAACAGCAGGAUGUGAUGUCACUCUCCACUCAUCUUGAUCAUGUGAUCAACUUUACAAAAUGGGCCACGGCCAGUAACAGCGGGACAGCUCUUCUGUACUGUAAACGACUGAUCACAUGUCAAAUCCAGUACCUCAUGCGGGCGAAAUGCAACAUCUCGUACGUUCCCCAGAGCUCAGUUCGUUUCCACUGCCGAUCUUCCUUUUGGGCUUCGAAUAUGGACCUUGGUUCCCUAGUUGUGGAGAAAUCUCCGAUCCGUCAUCCGAACGUUCCGCAUCCAGGCGCUCCACAGCAGAUGUCUUUCCAGCAGAUGAACCCAAUCCCCAGACCUGAGAAUUUUCCGUCAGGUUUCCCGAGCUCGCAGCCUCAGCAGCAGAGACAGAGCACGCUGGCCCAGCUUCAGAUGCAGGUGGAAAAACUCACGCAGCACACCGCCCGCCAUCAACAACCCAAUCAAUGGCCGUGGUACCACAGCAUGCGCUUACCCGGUCCUCCUCCACCUAGACCCAUGCAGGGUGGGUCACCGUCUCAGACUUUACCCAGCAUGGCUCAACAACAAGGGCGGCGUUAUAACGCGAGGAGUCCUCCGCCGGUGCUUCAGAACUCGGCCCUGCCUCCACAGACCAUGAGGGGUGUAAUGAACAACCCUAUGUACCCCCCUAAACCACUGGAGGGUAUCCCGAGGCCGGCUCGCUAUCCGCACAAUGCUGCAUACUCCAGCGGUGGAAUGCUUUCCUCUUCACAUGCACUCCAUCAGCCAAAUGUUCCAGUAACAUCAUAUCUGAACAGGAGAUGUGAACCCAGUGCACUAAUGCAGACUCAAAGACCCAGUUAUUCAACCAGUCAACUUUCCACGCCUCCUGACCGAGCAGCACAAGCAAGGCAGUUUUCUCAAAUGCCUGUAACCUCAUCACAACCAAAGAACAGUUCCAGUACCUGGAAACGUGUGGAGGCCCCUCGGAGUGGCCAAUCAAAUCCGUCCAAUAAAAGAAGGCGCAGGUCGUCUCCAGGGCCGGUCAUCGUCAUCAAAGAUGAACCAGAGGAUGAUGAUGAAGUUCGUUUUGUAAAGACUAGUGCUAAAGCCAAUCUUCCAGAUAGCACCGGGGUUCAGUCCCAGACCCCACAGCAGGGCGAGCAGCAGUCAGAGAAGACCCCAGAAAUAGAUGAAGACCCCAAUGAAGACUGGUGUGCUGUGUGCCAAAAUGGAGGGGAACUGCUGUGUUGUGACAAAUGUCCUAAAGUCUUCCAUCUUACCUGUCAUAUCCCUACCCUGACCGCAUCACCAAGUGAUGAAUGGUACUGUACGUUCUGCCGUGACCUUACCUCACCUGAAAUGGAGUAUCAUAGUGUCAGCAGUUCAAACAAUGUAAAGCAGGAUCCAGAUUCAGAGGCGUUCACACCUGUGGAUAGACGAAAAUGUGAGCGACUGCUGCUGCGUCUUUACUGCAAUGAGCUCAGCAUGGAUUUCCAAGAGCCGGUCACUCCAGCGUCAAUGCCGGAGUACAGUGAGAUAAUAAAGACACCGAUGGACCUGUCUGUGAUCAGAAGUCGGUUGGAGAAGAUGCAUUAUAAGAGCACUGAUGACUUUGUUGCAGAUGUCAGGCUGAUUUUCAAAAACUGUGCAACUUUUCACAAGGAAGAUACUGAGAUGGCCAGUGUGGGUACUAAUCUCGAGAGUUUCUUUGAGGAACAGUUGAAACUGCUCUAUCCAGACCGGACGUUUUCUGUCCCUGACGUAAAGGAGGAAGGUGCAGCUUCUGUGGCUCCUGUCGAAACUUCAAGUCCGUCAUCAAAGACUCCUCAGGACACUUCCCAAACAGCGGAGACUGUGGAACCGUCCAGAGAUCUCCCUCAGGAGGAAAUGUCUACUAAAAAUACUGAGGGAAAACCAGAGACCUUGUUAAACUCACCUGCAGGCCUCAGUCCUGUAAAUACUGAUACAGACAGUAAAGUGACUCAGGUGCCUGAAGGCUGAUCAAACUCCAGGAUCAUCCCCUAAAGACUUGACAUGUGAACUCUUUAGAUUAUGACUCAUAUGCAAUAAGUAUUGUGUAUUAAAUUGUUUUAGGCAUUUGGAGAAAGGCAGUGCAAACCAGUAACAAUGUAAUGUGUAAUAUAGGCACAAUAAAUUACUAUGUAAAAAAGUG